UGAAGGGUCUGUCCAUCUUGAAGGCCCAAUCAUCCCUGGUCCUUAUCUGUCUCUCUUCUCGUCUCAAGCACCUUCAGAGAACAGAAAACAGAAAAUUAGCAUCACAGAAAAAUGGUACCUUUUUCUUGCUCACUAGCCCUAUCACAGACGUCUGUAUCCAAAUUCAUAUCAGAUCAACCUUUCCUCUCCACGAUAAGGGAACAUUGCACCACCAUGAAAGAUCUCCAUAGCAUCCAUGCCCAGCUUAUAAAAACAGGCCUCGCCAAGGACCCAAUUGCUGCUAGCCAAGUCCUAGCCUUCUGCACGUCUCGUUCUGGAGGUGACAUCAACUAUGCUUACUUACUAUUUACACAAAUCGAAAAUCCGAAUCUCUUCAUAUGGAAUACCAUCAUCAGAGGCUUUUCUCAAAGCUCCACUCCACAAAAUGCAAUAUCCCUUUUUAUUGAGAUGCUGGUUUCUUCUCCUAUACAACCUCAAAGGCUAACUUACCCUUCUGUUUUUAAGGCCUAUGCUCAACUGGGUCUAGCCCACGAUGGAGCGCAGCUUCACGGGAGAGUUGUGAAACUUGGUCUACAGUGUGAUCAGUAUAUAAGAAACACUAUCCUUUAUAUGUAUGCAAACUGUGGGUUAUCAAGUGAAGCAAGAAGGAUGUUUUAUGCGGAUAAGGAUUUUGAUAUUGUUACAUGGAAUUCCAUGAUUAUGGGCCUGGCUAAGAGUGGAGAAGUAGAUGAGUCUAGGAAGCUGUUUGAUAAAAUGCCAACAAGAAAUACGAUUACUUGGAACUCUAUGAUUAGUGGGUAUGUAAGGAAUGGAAGAUUUAUGGAUGCAAUGGAUCUAUUUUACAGGAUGCAAGAAGAAAGGAUCAAGCCCAGUGAAUUCACGAUGGUUAGCUUGUUGAACGCUUGUGGUCGUUUGGGAGCUAUUCGACAAGGAGAAUGGAUUCAUGAUUACUUGAAGAAUCAUUUUGUGAUGAAUGUCAUUGUUGUUACAGCCAUUAUAGACAUGUACUGCAAGUGUGGGGGCAUCAAUGAGGCUUUGCAAGUAUUUGAGGGUGCCCCAAAGAAAGGAAUAUCAUCUUGGAACUCCAUGAUUCUGGGGCUUGCUAUGAAUGGCUAUGGAGAUGAAGCAAUCCUAUUGUUCACAAAACUUGAGUCUACAAAUCUAAAACCGGAUUAUGUUAGUUUUAUCGGUGUCCUCACGGCUUGUAAUCAUUCUGGAAAGGUGGAUCUAGCAAAAGACUAUUUCUUGUUAAUGAUAGAAAAAUAUGGGAUUAUGCCAUCGGUAAAGCACUAUAGUUGCAUGGUUGAUGUCCUGGGCGGAGCUGGACUCCUAGAAGAGGCAAAAGAAGUGAUAAAGAGUAUGCCGUCAAAGCCAGAUUCAAUCAUAUGGGGUUCUCUACUCUCAGCUUGUAGGAAGCAUGGAAAUUUAGAGAUGGCAAAACUUGCAGCGAAGCAUGUCAUUGAGUUUGAUCCAUGUGAGAGCUCCGGUUAUGUGCUUAUGUCAAAUAUUUAUGCUGCCUCUGGACAGUUUGAGGAAGCAAUAAAACAAAGGCAUUACUUGAAAGAGAAGCAGAUGGAGAAAGAGCCUGGAUGUAGUUUGAUUGAAGUGGAUGGAGAAGUUCAGGAGUUUAUAGCUGGAGGAAGAUUAAAUUGCGAGGCCCAAGAGAUUUACCAUCUACUUAAUGAUGUUUGAUGGUCAUUGAAGAAAGUUAUUAUCCUCUUGAAUUCAUUGGUGAGGAUACUAUAAACAAAGAUACAUGGUUCGAGCUAUAUAUAAAAUGUAUGCUUGCUCUUAUGCAAGUGCAAUUAAUACAUAUAUGACGCCUGCUUAAACUUUUGGAUUAUAACAACUGGAUGUGUAGCACUUUUGUUAAUUAAUUUUAUUUGUCACUUCUCUA
This is a messenger RNA of Tripterygium wilfordii, 1897 nucleotides long. RefSeq names its product pentatricopeptide repeat-containing protein At2g42920, chloroplastic. The record is from RefSeq and is a predicted model, not a curated record. The coding region runs from base 112 to 1692 and encodes 526 amino acids. The transcript has a single exon. Gene Ontology annotation, molecular function: protein binding; RNA binding. Lineage: Eukaryota; Viridiplantae; Streptophyta; Magnoliopsida; Celastrales; Celastraceae. Gene Ontology annotation, biological process: RNA modification.